Lagenorhynchus albirostris (white-beaked dolphin) is the source of this 323-nucleotide messenger RNA. It is a transcript of the gene ERLN, whose product is annotated as small integral membrane protein 6. The record is from RefSeq and is a predicted model, not a curated record. Bases 124 to 303 code for a protein of 59 amino acids. The transcript has a single exon. NCBI's taxonomy places the organism in Eukaryota, Metazoa, Chordata, Mammalia, Artiodactyla, Delphinidae.
GGUGGCCACCGUUCUCUGAGAUCGCACCAGAGGGUGAAGUUGGGGGCAGGGAGUAGCACCUGGGACAGGGCCUUGGAGAAGCCCCUGCACUCAGGGCCUCUGUCCCCACUUUUCCAGGUUCACAUGGACAGACUACUAACAAAACGCACCUGGAAGGAUGAGUUCUGGCAGAACCCCUUCGACCAGGGGGGCCUGGUAGUGAUCUGCUUGUUCAUCAUUACGGUCCUGUUUCUCAUCUUGUUUGCUAUUGUGUUUGGUUCACUCCCCGCACUCGAUAGGGUCAACGAGUGUGAAGAGUCGUGACCUGACUUUCUGUGGGCCAA